UAUCUGUCCACACAAACCAUCGGAUCUUUUCUGUUCUAAUCAAUCCUUUUGAUUAUUCAUCACCACAAACCACAACGAUUAAAUGAUAAAAGAGGAUUUACUAUAUUUUCCCGAACUGGUUAAGCCAGGCGAUAGCUAUGCAAUGUUCACAGUAACACAACUUGAUCUAUCAACAACGUUACACGAUUUCGAUCAAGGAAAAUACGCGUACACCAAUGGCGAUUACAAUGAAGCCGUAGCUUUUUACACCCAGGUCAUCGAUAACCUGCGCACUAAUUUGGCUGCUGCACUUUGCCAUCGUGCUGCAGCAUACGAAAUGCAAAAUCAGUAUGAAUUGGCGUUCGAGGACAGCAAGCUGGACAAUGCAAUCGAUGAUUACGCCUGCCCUGACGCAUACUUGAUUGCUGCAAGUGCUCAAUAUCUACAAGGCGAUGUUUGUAGGGCAGCAAGGAUAUAUAAACAUGGGUCCGCCGCAGUAGCAUCAUUGAUACCUUCAACAUCAGCACACCCUGCUAUUUGUGACGAAAUGCUUGCGAAACACGAUCAAAUUAUGGCAGCUGUCGACAAACGCAAUGGAUGGAUGACGCGCCUUUUACCGUCCGAAGUGAUUUCCAAUAUUUUGAACCAAUUAUCGAUAGACGAUCGAUUUCGACUAGCAUGGACCUCUCAUUUCUGGCUCAACUACAUUAUCAACUGGCCUUAUUUGCUACGAGUAAUCAGCAAGAACCAAAAAGUCUUUGGUGCACUUGAACGAACGAAAAAGUUGCUUCAGAGCAUCCCGGAUCGUCGUAACCAGGGAAAGGAAAUUGAACUAUGUUUCGCGGGAGGAAAUGGAGAGAACAUAUUCCACGCCUUGGUUGCAGAAAAAUGGAGUGGAAUUGAAACUUUAGAAUUGGAAAGACACAACAUGAAUUGUUUUGUUGAAACCAAUGUGCGACUAUGGGACUUGGAUUUGAGGGACUUAACCACUUUAAAACUUUUCAGCGAACCCGAGAACAAAUUCAACAAUGCAAUCUUCCCAUCUAUCGUCAGUUUUUGUCCCAAACUGAAAAACGUUAUCCAUCAAUUCUUUACGGAUUGUACUGUUAUCAACCUUGACAAGAUCCCCUCAGCGUUGCCCGACUCAUCCCUUCAACUCACAUCCUUGCAUUGGAACGACUUCGUGCGUAUCACUGACUUUCGCAACUUGUUGAAUCGUUUUACUGCGCUAAAGGUGUUAGUUAUCACUCGGGAAUUUUUGGAAGAGCGGGCAAAAGCACUCAUGGUGGUCAACGCGACUUGUCCUGUGCUCGAGUCAUUUGUAUACAAGGACAAGAUCAAAAAAUAUGUCGAGGAUUUUUGCACGGUGUAUACUGAACCAUCCGCAUCCCCACAUCAAGGCCUAACAAAACUCGUUCUGACAAACGAGCAGCGUGACGACUACGAAAAGGAUAUAAAUAUUGACGAACAAUUGCUCGUGUUUCUAGAGAAGCAUAACGAAACAUUAGAAAUAUUGGAAGUGGCUCAAGAGCUGCUGGAACCCGGCGUUUAUACCUCACUGGAACGACUUGCGCAAAUCGGCGUCCCUAAUUUACGCAUCCUCAGGCUUACGUCGAUUAAUGGGUGCUCUCUUAGUUCGCAAAUACUGUCAAACCUUAUACGUGCUUGUCCGUCGCUUCAAGUUGCAAGCAUAACUGGCGUAGGCGUCUUGGACGACCGCGUUCUACGUGCACUCGGGACAGCAGCAACGAGGCAGUUACAACAGCUCAAUAUUUACAUUCGUCACUAUGUUCCUAGCGCUGACGAAGAAGAAAAUAUAGAAGAAGACGAUGAUGGCGUUAUUGCGACAUCGGAAAUACCAGCACAAGGAGCAGGAGUAGUCUCCAGCAUGUAUAAUCAGGAAAGGUUGCGAUAUACUACUGACGGAAUAAAAGCCCUGUUCAACCGCAAUACCCGGAUACACGAGUUCACUAUCGGCUACGACUCUACCAGCAGCGAAGCUCGUAACGAUGUACUUUUAUUGGAUAUAGUGAAGUAUAUCAACAGCACCAACGUACGCAGUCUCAAUCUGCGCCGGUUUCCCUUGAAUGAAGGUCUUUUGUAUACCGUUCUGAAGGGAUUGUUAAAUUCUCAAGUACGGACGCUCCAAAUAGGCGUGGACUGUAUGAUUCAAGACCAUCAUAUCGACGUGCUUGCUUCUAUGAAGCAUUUGACGCAUUUAAUUGUUUACAAUCCAUCGCGCUCUAUUACUAAGGAUACGCUGUGCAAGUUGUUUAAUAAGUGGCAUAAAAGGCGGUUAUUGGUUGUCAGGGUCGACUAUGAAGGAAAAGAGUCUAUAAGUGGCUGUAAACGGGAUUCAGCCACGAUUCCAAAAGAUAGUGACGAUCAUCCACAUGUUCAAUACUUGAUCCAAUCAGUAAAGCAUCAUUAAAAUACAAAGAGGUAUCUAUGCUUAUUUUACCAAACGUCCAAAGAUAAAUCAUUAUGCGCAAUGAGCCGGAUGCAGUAUGCUUUGUACAUUUAGCAGCCAGUUCUUGACGCAAUAAAAGUAUCCCAAGUAGUAGCAUGGCUGGUUAAUAACGGACGAAACCAUUCUUCAGCGUUACCUUGAUCAUAUAAGGGCGAUUACACAGUAAGGGCGCGAUCCGGAUCUACGGCUUUAACAACUCCUGCAAGAGCAGCUUUUUGGCCAGACACUCACGCAACGCACAAUUCUUGAGCUCAAAGUCUACUGGACAUGACCUGGAUUCCGAAUAUCUGCUUACGGUGUGGUUUU
Molecule: messenger RNA, 2755 nt
Organism: Zychaea mexicana
Lineage: Eukaryota; Fungi; Mucoromycota; Mucoromycetes; Mucorales; Lichtheimiaceae
Exons: 2
Coding region: 83-2410 (775 amino acids)
Molecular function (GO): protein binding
Source: RefSeq, a predicted model, not a curated record